AUGAAAAUAUCCCUUUUAAUUUAUAUAGUAAUAUUUUUUUUUAAAGAAAAUUUAGGUAUUAAAAUUUAUACAAAUGAUUCAGCAAUAUUUGAUAUAAAUAAGGUAUUUAAAAAUAAAUUCUCUUUACUAUACAGAAAAGGAAAUAAAUUAAACAAUUAUUUUUUUUCGUAUGUUACAAAAAAUGGGAAAAAUAAUAAGUGCUAUCAGUAUAUACAAGAUGCUUUGUAUGAUUCAAAUACACAGAUAAUGAAAGAAGAGGUGUUUAAAUGUUUGAAAACUAGUAAGGAUAUAUUACAUAAAACAUUUUUUGAUAUUAUAAAUAAAUUAUUUUUAUAUAUAAAAAAUGUCUUUUUAAAAAAAUAUUUUAUUUUCUUUCUGUUAUAUUUAAUAAAUUUUAAUUGUGAUAGUCUAGUUUCACAACUGAAUGAUCCAUAUGUAUUAAAUAAUUACAAUUUAAGUGAAAAUGCUACACCUGGUAUGUAUAAUAUGAAGUAUGAAGAAAUAGAAAUACCUAGUUUUAAUAAUAUUAAAGGUUGGCUAAUAAAAUCAAAUAAAAAAAGUAAUAAAUUAUUUUUACUAUUACAUGGAUACAAUAGCAAUAGACAAGCAUGUUUGUUUUUCUUAAAUAUUUUAAAAAAAUUAAAUAUUAAUCAUGAUACUAAUAUUUUUAUACCUGAUGUAAGAAAUUUCAAUGAUAAAGGUGUAGAAGAUAUAUAUAACAUUUUAAAUUACUUUAAGGAAAAUAUGGGACUAAAUGAUGUUAAUAUUUACACACAAUCAUCAACAAAUCUCCUUGUAUUAUUGUUGUCAAAACAUUAUAAAAAUAAAAUUAUUAAUAAAUCAAAGCAGAAAUUUAUAAACAAUAUUAUAUCAUAUAAUAAUGAAAAAAAAGAUGAAAACAAUGUAAUUUAUAUAGAUAAGUAUAUAUUUGAUUCACCUAUAUUAAAUUUACAUAAAACAAUUGAUAUUCAUUUUAACCUUAACGACAUAAAUAAAAAAAUAAAUCAAGAUAAGAAUAAUAAUAAUUAUAAUGUUAAUAUAUAUGAUAAGAAAGCAAUGUUUAAAUAUUUUAUUUCUUUUUUUAUGUGGUUAUUAAAUAAUCAAUUAAAAGGACAACUAUAUGAUUUUGAUUUUAAUAAAUUAAUCAAUGAAAAUAAUAUAAAUCCAUCUAAUAUAUAUAUUUUACAUUCUUUAAAUGACAAUAUUUCAUUAUUAAAUACAUUAACUCAAGAAAUAAAAGAAAAUAGAUUAUUACCACUAAAAAAUAUUUAUAUAUUUAAAAAUGGAAAACAUGCUAAUAUAUAUGAAUCAUCAAAAAAUGAAUAUGAUCUAGUUAUUAAAAGAAUUUUAAAAGGGUUUAAUUUAUUAGACCUCAUAUAUUAUAUUCCUAUGAAGUCUAAAAUGAGUACUCUUAAUUUUUAA
Molecule: messenger RNA, 1422 nt
Organism: Plasmodium gallinaceum
Lineage: Eukaryota; Apicomplexa; Aconoidasida; Haemosporida; Plasmodiidae
Product: conserved Plasmodium protein, unknown function
Exons: 1
Coding region: 1-1422 (473 amino acids)
Source: RefSeq, a predicted model, not a curated record